CAAACAGUGAGUUGUCAUUUGCAAGUGGGGAGGAUAACCUGGAUUUCAAACGAAUUUAAUUACAGUAAUUUGCUAUUUAUAAGUGUUAGAAUGUCGUAUAGAGAUCUAAGAAAUUUCAGCGAAGCCAUGCGCGCUCUCGGCUACCCCCGCCAGAUCAACAUGGAGAGUUUCCGUACCCCUAACUGGGAGGCUGUUGAGGAGUGCACUCGCUGGCUGGCGGGCAGGGUUGAACCCGAUGUAGAGCUACGUGGGGGCCGCGCCGACGCCGAGCAACGGGUCGCGCUCGUCACACAUGCGAUAGCACUUUUCCAUUCCCGAGCGAACUUAAAGUUGAAUGGCAAGCGCCUGUACGGUGCUGACGGCUGGGCGGUGCGCGAGCUGCUCAAAGUGGCGUCUCUGCUCCGCAACGCCUUGCAGGCACCACCACCCGACGAACAGCGCCCUGACGUACCCUUGACUUAUGACGUCACGAGUCGGCUGGGCGAAAUUAAACAAGCAAGAGCCCUAGCAACUGACAUCACAGCUCAGGGAUCGUUUCUAUUCGACCUGCUUGGUAAAGAAGCAGAACGUAAAGAGCAACGUGAACAGGCCCUCGCUCGUCCGCUGGACAUGUCGGCCAUGGAAGCAUGUCUGCGCCGUGCAGUGGAGACAGCGGCAGCACGCGUGACCGACGCGCGCGAACGCAUAGACAAUGUGGCGGCCUCCGAAGCAGCGCUGGACGCGAAACUGGAGCGCAGGCGAGCGGAGCUACAACGCGCCGAGAAGCGCCUGCUUACCGUGCAGAAGAUUAAGCCAGCAUACCAGGGCGAGUUGACAGCUCUGGAGACCGAGAUCGAGCAACUAUGGGACCAGUACGUGUUGCGCUACCGCUGCGUUGAGGCGCUCAAACACCAGCUGAGCGUGCUGGAGACCGCUCAAGCUGAGGCGGCCGCAGAGCAGCAGGCGGCUAUUAUGCAGCUCAUACAUAAAUACGAAGCAGAAGAUGUGCUGGGGAAACUUAGCGAAUCAGAUGAGCUGGACUCAAGCGACGACGCUAAAGAGUUUGAAGCGAAGCAGCCACGGCCGGCCACGAGACCCAAGACACGUCUGCGUAUCAAAACUGCAGGUACGGGUGCCGCGGAGGCUCGGCGGGCGUUCGGCAACAUGGCGGGCCGCGACUCGCUCGACGACGUACGGGAUGAGGACGACUCGCGGUCAGACUCCGAUUCGGACCGCGCGCUCUACGGUCACGACGAGCCGGCGUCGCGCUGGUCGCGCCCGCGCCCCGCCACGCGCACCAUUGCCGCCGAAGACGAUGAUUUCGCUGAUCUCAUUGAAGGAGUUGACGGCGGCGAGGGUGGGUCGCUCAGCAGUUCCUCCGAGAGCGAGCUGCGACUGGCAAGCGCGCGGCCCAGCGCUGCACCCGGCCGCGCUUCCGUGCUUAGCGACAAUGAAUUUUGAACUCUAA
Messenger RNA from Cydia amplana, 1447 nucleotides. It is a transcript of the gene Cluap1, whose product is annotated as clusterin-associated protein 1. The coding region runs from base 91 to 1440 and encodes 449 amino acids. NCBI's taxonomy places the organism in Eukaryota, Metazoa, Arthropoda, Insecta, Lepidoptera, Tortricidae. Gene Ontology annotation, cellular component: centrosome; cilium; intraciliary transport particle B. The record is from RefSeq and is a predicted model, not a curated record. The transcript is spliced from 12 exons. Gene Ontology annotation, biological process: cilium assembly.